AUGGCCCUCUCCAAAAUGUUCCAAGGUCUAUGGGACAGCACAAUAAAUCACACUACAGGUUUCAACGCUCCUCCCGCAAUCUUUCAAUGGCCUUGGAUCAUUGAAUUAUGCAACCAAAUAUCAAAAGAGCUUCGACAAAACAUAGACUGGAUCGGAAUCAAACCCCCAGCCUCAAGGCCGACAAAGAUGUUGGACUAUGCCUGCGGUAAUGGCGUGGCAUCUCGCGCACUUGCACCAUUCAUGUCUACCGUUAGAGGCUUGGACAUAUCACUAGCAAUGGCAGAACAGUACAACAAAAUGGCCCUUAAAGCAGGAUAUACUCCAACAAAGAUGCACGCCAUACAAGGCGAUAUGAUCGAGCCAGAAUCGACGCCAUGCCCCGAACUCGACACACCUGCAUUUUUCAAUUUUGAUUUAAUAGUCAUGUGCAUGGCUCUCCACCACAUUGAGAACCCGGAUGAUAUGAUCUUGCAGCUCUCUAAAAGACUGAGGCCAGGUGGACUUUUGCUUAUCAUUGACUGGGUUUCUCACUCUGACAGUAGAGGUGGAGAAGACGGAACCUGGAAGAUGGAUUUCUCGAAACUUAGUGUUAAUAGAAUAGGAUUAGAAGAGGAUGAGGUCAAGACUGCGUACGAUAAAGCUGGACUGGAGGAUUGGUCUUGGAAAUGGACUUCGACACCAUUGCAGGUUACCUGCCUCUACAGCAUUCGCAUAAACGAACAAGUAUCAAGCAUCUCUACGCAGCAACGUGUCUCAGUCAAAGAACCAGGGCACAGCGAAGCCAAUAUGAAGAUUCAAGCUGUUCUCGCUGCUGUCAUGACCGCCAUGGUCAUUGCCGACCAACACCCCGGAGCUGAAAAGCUGUGCGGUCGUCUUGGGCCUAUGACAUGGGAUCCCAAUGACCUUCCCGAGGGUGUUGAUGUUAGUCAAAUCCGCAUGUGUGCCGACCAUCCUAUGGGAGCCGGUAACUACUGGGGUUGGGGUGAAUAUCUUCCUAGCUGGGUUCCUCGCAACCCCGUGGCUGAUAUUCCAUGGCAACGAAUCUACAGGUUAUAA
Molecule: messenger RNA, 1056 nt
Organism: Fusarium poae
Lineage: Eukaryota; Fungi; Ascomycota; Sordariomycetes; Hypocreales; Nectriaceae
Exons: 5
Coding region: 1-1056 (351 amino acids)
Source: RefSeq, a predicted model, not a curated record